AGAUUUGAGUUUUUAAGAAGACAGCUCAUGUGACAAAAUCUGUGUGACUUUAAAAAAUCCCAUCGUGAUAAUGCUGUGAUCAGAUAUACUGUCAAAAAUGUCUUCUGAAAAGUUUGAACGUGCAGAAGAAGAGUUUCAAACAGUAUAUGAUGAUCUAAGGCUAAAAGUAGGAGAGAAAAUUGGCCGGAGUGUAGGAGAGGAAAGAAAACGGUUAAUACGUGAAGUGGAGAGAGGAUUUGAAGAUGAGAAUGUUUUGCUCCAAGAAAUGGAAAGGGAGGCCAAGAUGGCACCCAUAUCAUACAGAACAGACAUGAUGGGAAGGCUGAGGAACUACAGGAGAAACCUCGAUCAGUUAUCCAGGGACCUGAAAAGAAAUACCAGUGGUUUUGGAAGCAGAGAUGACUUUGGAGGGAGAAAUGAAUUAGAUGCAAUGGCUGCCUCCCAGAGGGCCAAGCUAGUACAAGGCACUGAAUCCCUCCAAAGAGGCACAGAGAGCAUAGCGCGGUCACACAGGAUAGCAGCAGAGACGGACCAGAUAGCAGAGGAUACUGUUGGGGAGCUAGCCAAUCAGAGAGAGGCUUUGCUUCGAACAAGAGAUAGGCUUGUUGAUACACAACAAAAUUUAACAAAAAGUAGAAGUAUUCUGAAAAGUAUGGGAAGAAGGGUGAUGACAAACAAGAUGAUAUUAGUUGUGAUAAUUCUAGUGGAGCUGGCUAUUCUAGCAGGAGUCAUAUACUGGAAAUUUUUCAUGAAAAAGAAAUCCAGUUAGCUAGAAUAUCAAUUGAACUACAUAAAAAGUGUAUAUUACACCUUUAUAGUUUUCCAAGGGAGGAGAAUGGGAAUGGUGCACAUAAAGACACUUUUGUCCUCAGAUUUUAGCUAACUAUAAUAACAUUAUGGUGUGGAUAUCUAUCAUUACCAAAUAAGAAAAAUGAGUAAACCUUUGUUAAAGACAUUGCAAUAUUGUGCAGGUGUUUUUAUAAUGUUUUUUUUUCUUACCACUGCUCUUGGCAUCAUGUUGCUGAGAUACAGGACCAUACAGUAAGACAUUAUUUAUUUAUUCUGAAUGUAGUUUAUAAGAAUGACUGCAAGUUAAUGCACUGUGUGCUUUCAGAUGAAAAUAGUUCAUUUGCAUUUUAGAUGGCUUUGGAAUGAGACAGAAAAUUUUGAAUCCCAAGUGCGAGUACGGGUGUAAAAGACUGGAAGAUUAAAGGACAUUUUAAGAAGACUAAAUUUAGUUUUAAGGAGAGAGCAAUUUCGGAGAAAACACUGUGUGCACUGAUGAAAGAUAAUGCCCUUACAGUCUCUUUUAUAGACUGAGAAGAAUUGUAGUCUUAAAUUUUUCCUGAUAUCUGCUUUAUCCCUUAGAAAAUUUAUAAAGUUACAAUUUUCUUCCCCAGCUGGGAAGAAUAUUAUGCCAUUUCUCAACAAACACAAUGGGAUAAUCAUAAUUUUAUGUAGUGCAAUACGUGGACCUAUUUCACAAAAAGUUCUAAGUUCUUGUUCUAUGCUUUGACUACUAAAAUAAGUUAACUACAGCAAAUCUAAUUUGUCAUCAUCCUCACUAUGUGAAUUAUUACCAGUGAGAGUAACAUCUUAAAUCAAGGCAAUCACAAUUUGCUGAAAGGUCUUAGUAAAAAGACCUAAAGCAGUUAGUGGUGUCCAGAUUCUUUGUGAAAUGUAACUUUGUCAGUCUUGGCAGGUAAAAAUUUCAGCCCAAAAUUGACUACAUACUUUUUAUGAAGAGAGCCCAAGGUCACUUAAUUGUGUAAUUUCAGGUUGAUGCGUAAAUAAGUGGAAAGUAUCAUUACAUUGGCAACAUAUUGAUUAAAAUAGAAAAGGUUGUACUGAAUUUUACUGAUUGUUGAAAAUAACAUAAAAAUUCAUCAUAUUGAUGUUGCUAAAUACUGAAGGAUGUCAUUUAAUCCUCAUGCAUUUGCCCUUGUGUGUAAUCUUCAAUUCAAAUAGUAUUAUUUUGGUAAAUCUAUGUUUAUCCAGGUUAUGCAUGUGAUAUUUAAAGAUACAUAUGUAAAACUUGUGGCCAACUUACAAUCUUCAAAAUAUAUUGGAACUGCAUUUUAUUUCUUGACAAUAAAUGUAUGUUAAAAUAUUUA
Lingula anatina is the source of this 2114-nucleotide messenger RNA. Its product is annotated as vesicle transport through interaction with t-SNAREs homolog 1B-like. The record is from RefSeq and is a predicted model, not a curated record. Gene Ontology annotation, biological process: regulation of protein localization to plasma membrane; Golgi to vacuole transport; vesicle fusion with Golgi apparatus. NCBI's taxonomy places the organism in Eukaryota, Metazoa, Brachiopoda, Lingulata, Lingulida, Lingulidae. Gene Ontology annotation, molecular function: SNARE binding; SNAP receptor activity. Gene Ontology annotation, cellular component: endoplasmic reticulum membrane; Golgi apparatus; late endosome membrane.